Molecule: messenger RNA, 2054 nt
Organism: Frieseomelitta varia
Lineage: Eukaryota; Metazoa; Arthropoda; Insecta; Hymenoptera; Apidae
Exons: 5
Coding region: 14-1345 (443 amino acids)
Source: RefSeq, a predicted model, not a curated record
UGAAAUUUGAACGAUGAAACAAGUAGACAGUCGCAAAUCCAAGUGCGUAGCCCACUCGUAUCUCGACGCAAGGGAUCACCCUGAUUCGUGUCGAAAGCAUACGCAGAAAAAGAGUCAGUCCUUUCUGGUUAGCAAGAGCAGCAAGAAUCCGGAAUUGUCCUCGAGCUACUAUUCCUCGCCGACCUGUUGUUACAAGCCACAAAAGAACACGUCGAUUCACGACAGCGACGACGCGCCGUAUCUCCAGAGAGACGUCUCUCGCUAUAAACCCAACCGGGAUAAACACUGCUCUGGAUACUCCUUCAACGUUUCGUCGACGAGGAACACCCACUACGACGAUGAGCUGCGCAACAUCGACAGUUUCAAAUUCACCGACGACAAAUUGGGUGACCUUACGGGCCAUGUGGUGGAAGACGUCGUGGAGGAAGUCGCAGAGGACGAUCGCGAGGUGCUAGCUGAAUUCUUGAACAGGGACUACGAGGAGCGAGAAGGAUUCGACGAAACAGACGAAAUAGACGAUGAGUCCGACAGGUCACCGCAGACUCGCAGGUCUCGCAGUCAGAGAAGAUCUAAACCGGAGGCAUUGUUGACGAAGCAACAGCGCUGGAGAGGCGCGGAGCAGCCGGAGCCGGAUACGUGGCAAUUCCAUUGCCAGCAACGUGUGUCUACUGUACAAAAUCGUCCUCCACCCUCCAGGUAUUACCACAGCGUGGCCGAGCCCGAGGAAACCGAGCCCUUAUCAGAAGAAGAUUUCGUCCGAACGUCGCUGAGGCGGCAACCUGCGGACUAUCGUCGAUGGUCGUCGCCGAGAAACGAACCUGAUCGAUACGACGACGUCGCGACGUCGAUGCAGUCGAACCGACGAGCCAGUACGAAACCGAAUGUGGACCGGCUGAUGGAGUCGGAGUUGAAUAGAACGAGAAGGUGCGAUCGUUGCGGUAGCCUGUCCAGCAGCAAGAACGUACCGCCUUUUAAGAAUACCUGUAGAUUCGACGAGUAUUGCGCGAGUAUUCCUAUCAAGGGACCAAUUGGCGACGAACCGGAAAACUACGAACAAACGUUCUGCGGCCGCUGCAACGUGAGCCACGGCUCGAACGAUCCCAGCGGCAUCGUCGACACGCCGUCGUCUGCGUACGCCAUGAAAUCGCGCAGAUCCCGCGAGACAAAGUCACCGACGUUCUACGAGCUCCCGGAGCAAAGCCAGGAGAAAUUCUCAAGCGAUUAUUCGCGAUCCCCGUCGAGGUACCAAAGCAGAAAACCUGCAGACAGGUCUACGGAAAAUUCGAACAGGUUGUUGCACACUUCUCGCGGCACCGCGCGAACACUUCCUCGAUACGUCGAAUGAGAACGGUCUCGACCGGAUUCUCCGAAAGACCAAGCAAAACUACAGAAACUAUUGAACUCGAUAAAAGACAAAAAAAGAAACUCACGAGUCGAGUCGAGAAUUCAGUCGUUGAAGCAUCCCACGAACAUUCUAGCAACGUUUCAGGAUCGAAGAAGAUUGUUCCCUCGUUUCCAGACGAUUCUCGCGACUAUUUUCGGAUAAGGAAUUCGUCCCUGUAUCACUGUUUAAGGAUGUGUGUGUCGAACAAGGUAGAAACAGAAGUCCAUUUCGUUGUAACUCAUCCACGAGAGCAACGUAUCCGUGAGAGAGGAUAAUCGUAGAGCAGAGAAUAAAAGAAAAAAAAGAAAAAAAAAAUGAAGAAAUUCGCUCCUAAUUCGAUCGUUCCCCUCCCUACUACUGGUUGUGUAAUAUAUAUUUUUGUAACUGUCCUCUCGGGUCUUGUAGAUGUUACGCUGUACUUAUUCGUCCGAGAUUAACGCUAGUUGCACAAUGUACAUACGCAUUAGGUGAAGUUGAUUAGAGUUUGAACGUGUCCCUCAGGCGAAAACUGUUUUUGCUUUAAGUCUUCGGUGUUCGACGAUCUUCUAAAUGGCAAUGUCACCGUUCCCUUGGCACGAAAUCGACUGUAUAUACGAGACACCCACCGAUUCUGUGUACAUGUACGCGUACGUGUUUGCAAGGAGAAUAAAACCUCGAAUCUGUGCACCGA